Molecule: messenger RNA, 1324 nt
Organism: Glycine soja
Lineage: Eukaryota; Viridiplantae; Streptophyta; Magnoliopsida; Fabales; Fabaceae
Product: probable long-chain-alcohol O-fatty-acyltransferase 1
Exons: 1
Coding region: 77-1147 (356 amino acids)
Biological process (GO): lipid metabolic process
Source: RefSeq, a predicted model, not a curated record
AGAUCUAAAAAAUUAGCCAUAUAUAUAUCAUUUUCAUUGACAUUUUACUCACACUCAGGACAUAGAUUCAAGGGAGAUGGAGAUAGAGAAGAUGCUGGGAGAUGAAAUUGAAAGGUUCAUCAGGGUAUGGAUUUCAGCAAUCUUAUGUCUCUGUUAUUGUUAUUACAUAGCUUCUAGAAUACCAAAAGGCUUCUUGAGGCUUCUCUCCCUCCUCCCUAUUUUUUGUAUCUUCAUCAUUCUUCCCUUGAGCCUCUCUUCACCUAACUUAGUUGGAUUCACUUCCUUCUUCCUUGUUUGGCUUGGCAUUUUCAAGCUCCUCCUUUUCUCAUUCAACCAAGGCCCUCUUGCCCUAAUAUCAUCCCCAAACAUUGUCCAUUUCAUCUUCAUAGCUUCCCUCCCUAUCAACCUCAAACAACACCCUACAACCAAUGUAAACAUUAAUACCAACAGCACACAAAAGCCAAAAUGGCUUUUGGCCCUAAAAGUGCUUCUUUUAGGCUUGAUCAUACGUGUUUCUGAUUAUAAAGAAAACCUGCACCCUCGUUUCAUGUUAGUCCUCUAUUACUGUUACUUGUACCUUGGCUUAGAGAUUGUGUUAGUCCUUAUUGCAGCCUUGGUUCAAACUGUUCUUGGCUUUGAGAUUCAGCCACUAUUCAACAAACCCUACCUUUGUACGUCCCUUCAAGACUUCUGGGGUCGUAGAUGGAACCUCAUUAUUACUCGUAUUCUACGCCCCACCAUAUACGACCCCGUACGUCGUAUGUCUACUUGUUUUGUCGGUCCCUUGUGUGCCACGUCAACUGCCAUGUUGACCACGUUCCUUGUGUCAGGACUUAUGCAUGAGUUAAUGUAUUAUUACCUUACACGUGUGCCUCCCACGUGGGAAGUAACGUGUUUUUUUGUGCUUCAAGGUAUGUGCACGGUGGUGGAGGUGGUUGUGAAGAAGGCGAUGCUCCAUCGUGGGUGGCGGUUGCACCGUGCUGUGUCGGGGCCGCUCAUGGUGGUGAUCUUGGCAGUCCCAGGAUGGUGGUUGUUUUUUCCUCAACUAUUGAGGAAUGGUGUGGAUCGGAAGGCCACUGAAGAGUAUGAAAUUUUGGUGUAUUUUGUUGUUCAUUCUAGGUUACCAUACAUAUACGGAAGUCUUUAGGGUGAAUUGCUAAACUUACUAUGUUUUUAUGUGUGAAAAAAAAACAUCGGUUUAGUUGUAGAAUAAGACAUGUUAAAUUUGGAAAAUAAUGAGUGUGAUCCAAUAAUGGAAAACAGAAAAUAUGUGCAAUUCAAAAGUCUAAAAAUAUCGUGGUAUUACUAUUAUCACACUUUUAAA